This is a messenger RNA of Carica papaya (papaya), 847 nucleotides long. Its product is annotated as dirigent protein 23-like. NCBI's taxonomy places the organism in Eukaryota, Viridiplantae, Streptophyta, Magnoliopsida, Brassicales, Caricaceae. The record is from RefSeq and is a predicted model, not a curated record.
ACCUUUUAAACACAAUUCAAUUUUUCUCGUUGUAAAAAGUCUAAUUUCUUAUCUCCUCCAAAUUCCUCUGUGCAAUCUUCUUCAAACUUGCAGAGACGGUGAUGGCGAGAUUAGCCCCAACUAGGGUUAUCCUCAUGAUCAUCUGCUUGCUUGCCUCCGUGCCAUGGUGGGCUCAUGGCUCUCACGCAGUGAGCUGGGCCAAGAAGACGAGUCUCGAACCCAAAAAGAAGACCGUCACAAACCUCCAAUUCUAUUUUCACGACAUACUCAGCGGCCAGAACCCGACAGCCAUCAGGGUGGCUCAGGCCGCCGGCACCGACAAAUCCCCCACCUUGUUCGGAGUUGUGAUGAUGGCCGAUGAUCCAUUGACGGAGACACCGGACCCGAAAUCGAAGCUUCUGGGUCGGGCUCAGGGAAUUUAUGCUUCGGCGGGUCAAGAAGAGUUGGGUCUGCUCAUGGCCAUGAACUUCGGAUUCUAUGAUGGGAAAUACAAUGGCAGCUCUAUAAGUAUUCUGGGGAAGAAUAAUGCGGUGCAUCCGGUGAGAGAGAUGCCGAUUGUCGGCGGCACCGGGAUUUUCCGGCUGGCACGCGGCUAUGCGGUCGCGAAGACAUAUUGGUUUGAUGCUAAAACCGGUGAUGCUAUAGUUGGCUACAACGUUACGGUUAUCCAUUAAGAUCUUGAUCUAUAAACACACACACACACAUAUAUAUAUAUAUGCUAAUUGAUUUUUUCAUUUAGCUAUUUAUCAGUCGUUCUCUUUUUGAUAUUUCACGAUUAUGAGACAUCAUGGUUUUUCUAGUUGUACUUCUUAAAUAAAAUUUCAUGUUACAUGGUUUUAGGUGUGAA